Nomia melanderi (Alkali bee) is the source of this 861-nucleotide messenger RNA. RefSeq lists its product as uncharacterized. Lineage: Eukaryota; Metazoa; Arthropoda; Insecta; Hymenoptera; Halictidae. Gene Ontology annotation, biological process: transcription by RNA polymerase II; transcription initiation at RNA polymerase III promoter. Gene Ontology annotation, cellular component: nucleus. The record is from RefSeq and is a predicted model, not a curated record.
UAGAAACAAACGAAGUUGGCAAUGCUGUACGGCAAUCGCUACGAUCCUAACCUACAAGUAAUGUUUUAUACGUUUUUCGCGAUGAAUUUUUACGGGUUUUAUGAAUUUGUAUUUAAUGACAUUUGAUAGAAGUUGUAUAAAGAAUUGCAGUUUAUAAAAAGAUUCUGAUACCGGCAAUCUGUUGUACUGAGAAUCAAAAAUAUGAUUCACAGAAAACGUUUGCAUACUGUCGCAUAGUGUUGACAUGUAACAAGGAGGUUGUAAGUAACACUUAAAAUAUAAUUAUUGAACAAUGGAUGACCAUUUCGAUAUACCUAAUAUGAAAAUGAGCGCUAAUGAGUUGCUCGCUUUUCAAAGAGAUCUGAAGCAGGAAAGGGAACUUCUUUUGAAAUUACUGACAAAAAUUGAAACCCAAGUACACAGACUACAGGUGGAACAGCUUCAUUUACUCGGAGUAAUGAACAAAUUACUGAAGGAUUCUGAAGAUAAGUCUCCAUCAUAUGAAUCUGAACAUGAAAACGAAGAAAACCUAUCGAAUACAUCUUUGAACUUAUCGGUAGCCUCAGCUUUAAAAUACUUUGAAGAAGAAGAAGAAGAAGAUGAUGAAGAUGAAGAUAAUAUUUAAUACAAUUACAAUACAAGUAUGAUAAAUAAUAUACUUUAUCUAUGUGACAGGAAAUUUCAUUAACUUAAAUCUUUUUUAGAGAUAGUCUUUCGACAGAAGCAUUACAUUUAAAUAUAGUGUAUUGUUAAAUUUAUUGUACUGGUAAUAUAUUAUAUUUACUGGAUGUGUCAAUUUGUAACAGUCCUUAAAAGAAUACAAAAAGGAAUCACAUUAAAUGAGAAACAAACUAUUAUUAU